Molecule: messenger RNA, 7854 nt
Organism: Salvelinus namaycush (lake trout)
Lineage: Eukaryota; Metazoa; Chordata; Actinopteri; Salmoniformes; Salmonidae
Product: protein FAM83H-like
Exons: 5
Coding region: 2647-7734 (1695 amino acids)
Biological process (GO): protein localization to cytoskeleton; intermediate filament cytoskeleton organization; positive regulation of cell migration
Cellular component (GO): keratin filament
Molecular function (GO): keratin filament binding
Source: RefSeq, a predicted model, not a curated record
UCUCAAAUUGUUUCAGUAAACAUAUGGGAAGAUGAUGUGUAACAUUUCUCUCUUGGUUGAUAUUUAGGCUAUACUCUUUUUUAAAUCAACAUAUAGAUUUGUUCGUUGGAUUUGUUUUGGAGAUGUAUACCUACUUUAUUCAAACACCAAAAUAGCAAGGUUAUUUUGUUGAGCUGAGAAACAUAAUUGUCCCCGAAGUUAUAGAUAUUUCCUAGAAAAACUAUUAUGUUAAGUGUAUGUUUUUUAAUAGUCUCAUUAUCCUCAUCAUUUUUUGCAUUAUGUUGGGCUUUUGAGUACUGUAUUUCCACAGAGUUUCUAAACCCAGAGGCGCAACAUCGCUAAACUUCCGGGAACGCUUGCGAAACAGACCAAACAGAACAGGACGGUGUUUGAGAAGUCAAUCAGACAAGUGAAAAAAAUUUCCUUAGUUGUUAAUUUUCUCGUAAUCUAAAGGCACAAACUAGAUUCUUCAGUAGUUGAACAUGUUAUUACUCAAACCUGAAAGUUACCUAUAUGGAAUGAGUGCCUUUGACGGCCUGCACAUGCGCAGUUCGGCGCGAGACGACUUUUAGAUCCGAAGACGUGUUUCUACGCAUGAGCUUUGCUAGCCAAUGUCGCCAUGACAUCGCCUACAAGCGUGAUCAGGGAUUUCUAUUGGAGAAGCAGUUUUAGCCUAUCUUCUUCACACUGUAUGGUCUUUGGUAUUUCUGUCCUUUCAUGUCAGCCUGCCUAAAUAUGAACUUGCAAAUGGAGUAAGAAUUGACUGUUGUGCCAGGGGGAGGAGCCACUCCAUAAGCCUUUUUAGCCUGUGGCAUAUAUCCCCCUUUCCACUUUGUUUUAGUGUUGGGUUACACAGGGACAUGCACAAGAGAAUAUGAAUAUGUAAAUGGUGACAUAUUUUGUUUAAGGCUGAUUUUGCAAAUACGGGUGCUUUUGGAUGUUAAAUAUUUUAGAAAAUGAAAACUCUUGAAACUUAUUUUUUAUCUAUCUGAAUAUUUUCUUCACUCUGUCUGGAAACAAGAUCUAAUAGUGGCUGAGACAAUACUACAUUUCCGAAUUUUAUCAGUUUCCCCAAAUACCCGAGGGGAAAUGUCAUUACCACCACGUUAUAAAAUGUGCUAUCUUAGUUGAAAAGGAAAUCACAGAAAUUGUGCUUAAGGUAUUUUAUAAAACAUUUCUCAUGAUUUUUUUAAAAUCAUGCUUUUUUUUACUAUUUGGAAGUUCUUAAUUAUAUAUAUUCAUCAUUGUCAUGUCUAAAUGUCCAUAUAUACAUUGAUGAUACUCAGAAACAUGUAUUUACCACAUCAAAAUCGUAUUAUCUUAAGAACAGGUUCGCCUAUUGGAAAAAUCAUCAAUAUCAAUUGUAAUUUAGUUCACCGUUUCCUCAAAAAUAUGUUCCGUGAUGGUAAUGACUUAGCAUUGCGGUAAUGACAAAUUACAUUUCAUAUAAAACAACUGAUGAAAAAUACAUUUUAAUGUCACAGUUGUGCAUGUUUAAUUUUAUUGUAUGUUUCCCAAGUUUGUUCUUCAAAUUGCAUGUGAAGUCUUCCAGUAGAGUUUGAAGGGUACCGUACACCUUCUCCUUUACAGUCAAAUGGACAUUAAACUUCUCUUUUGUUCCAUCUUUUGUUUUUUUCUCUCACUAUUCUGCCUUGCAUUCUACUCAAACCACCAUGUUUGUCGUCCACCAUCAAAAGCGGAAGUCUGCAGCUCUUUCUCUUUGCAAAGAGGGCACUCUCGAUACAUGCACUAUUUGGUCAUCUUCUCGCAACACAAAGACCCAACCAAUUCUUAAAUGUUGCUGCUUUUAACCACUCUGUGAUAUAACAACUUGUCUGCUAUGAACUGAAGGUUAGCAUGUGUCUUACACCGGCAUGUCUCCCUGUCUUUCACUGAUGGAUUGACAAUCCAAAAGGGACAUCUUUUGGUGAACUCUGUGUAUGACAGCUUGACCUCUGAUAGUUCUAACUUCUGAUGGAGUUUUGCCAGUGUGUCGUUCAGUUAUUGCUUCUGCAUUUUAUUCUUGUGUCUUGUCAAUCUUACCCUUUUUCCUGUUGAUGCUCGGUUGUUAUCACAUUCAAAGAGCAUUUUUAUUUCACCUUCUAUUGCUGGGCUAAUUGCAUUCAAAUGUUUCUUUCUUGAGUACUGCAGACAGGCUGGCCGUUUGUUGUUUCCACACGUUGUCUUCGCAGAGAAUCCAAAUUCUCUGUGGGCCAUUUUCACCAUGGAAUACUUUUUAGUAAUUUCCCAGCCAAAACCUUGGAUAUCACUUGUUGGUCUUUUGCACUCUGUUGCUUCUGAUAUUUAUCUCGCAUCUCUGAUAUGAUGGUGUUAUGUUAUUCUUCUCAGAUUCUGUGGCUUUGACCGCAUUUGGUGUUUUUGUUCUGAGAGAAUCCAAAAUACGGAUCUUCUCUGACAAUCUAUCAUAUAUUUCUUGUAAUACUUUCUCAUUUUUCUUUCCCGUGGCCUCCAACUUCAUAUUUGCCAUACAUAGAUCUCUGUAGACUUUGGAUCUGUUUUUUUUCCACCUUCCUCUGUCUUGGGAUUUACGAGUUUUAAUAGGAGGGGGAAUCCGGUGCCAUUUGAGGGGCAGAUAGGUCAUCAUUCUGUAGCUGUAAGACUUCAGGUUCUCUCUCAGGAAUCAGUAUGGCGCACCGCUCUCAGUGUUCCUCAGCCGGGGAUAACCCCCUGGACCCCAAAUACCUGCCUUCCCACUUCCGCGAGGAGUACCGGCUGGCCAUUGACGCACUUGUGGAGGAUGACUUGGAGGGCUAUUAUCAAUUCCUCCAGAGUGCGGAUGUGGUGGACUUCCUCUCCAGACAGGAAAUUGAGCACAUUAGGUGCACAGUGCAAAUUCCGUACCAGAGCACUCAGCCAGAGCUCCCGUAUGUAGAGUCUGAGGGAGAUGGCUCUUCAGACACAUACUGGCCUGUGCACUCUGACUUGGAUGCACCUGGUCUUGACCUUGGCUGGCCCCAACAGCAUCACUUCAUAGGCCCCACCGAGGUCACCACGCUGGUUAACCCCUCUGAGCCAGAUAUGCCCAGUAUCAAGGCGCAGGCUCGUCGACUUAUCAAGAAUGCUCAACAAGUGAUUGCUGUGGUAAUGGACACCUUUACAGAUGUGGACAUCUUCGCUGAUAUUCUGGAUGCUGCCAUGCGAAAUGUUGCCGUGUAUAUCAUUCUGGAUGAACAGAAUGCACACCACUUUACUACCAUGGCUUCCAACUGCCGGGUCAAUCUGGAGAGCAUUCAAUUCAUGCGUGUCAGAACUGUGUCAGGCAUCACCUAUCGCUGUCGCUCUGGAAAGUCCUUCAAGGGUCAGAUGCUGGAUCGCUUCUUGCUGACAGACUGCAGGGCUGUCCUGAGUGGAAACUAUAGCUUCAUGUGGUCUUUUGAGAAGAUUCACCGUUGCAUGGCUCACCUCUUUCUUGGACAGCUUGUGGCUACUUUUGAUGAGGAGUUCCGGAUCCUGUUUGCACAGUCCCAACCUUUGGUACCUGAAAAUGUCCUUGUUCCAGUGCCAGACUACAGCAGUUUAUCUGACAGCCAAUACAGCACUGAUAGGACACCAUUGUUCAGAGAUCCCAGAAAGUUCCUGCCCAUCGAGAGCUCUCGUCCUAAAGAAUGGGCUAGACAUUCCUUUGAUGAUCAGAAAAGAAUGCCCCCUGGAAGGCACGAGCACAUCCACAGGUCACUAGAUCAGGGUUCACUUGAUAUGUACAGAAACAAGUACUCCUCACAGCAAUUUAGAAUAGAGCAGCAGUAUUUUAUGGAGCAAGGUCACCCUAUGAUGCAGUCGAACACAAUGGAUUUUGCUGGCUCUAAAAGGCACAGUUAUGCAGAGGGCACUUAUGCCAGACACUCCUCCCCUCAAUUCAUGCAGCACCAAGCCAUGGACAACUAUGAGGAGGGUAUGGCAACCCAGAGCAGGAAGAUACAUAGGGAACAGCAUCACCACCAGAGAACAGGGCCAGAGCCUGGUUAUGGUAGCUACGAUCAAUUCAGUGACCAAGGGUACCCUCCGAUGGAUCAGUAUUCUGAGUCUGGUUACCCACAUGGAAUAGAGAUAGAGCCACCAGACAACUAUGACCCUGUAGUGAAUUAUUUAUCAUCCUCGAAACUUGCUGUGGAGAUGGGACAUGGCUCAGACAAAUUAUCACAUCCAGGAGAGGGUCCCUUUUGUCAUUCAAACGCAAAAAGACUGAGCGUGGGCCAUCCUUAUGCCUGUCAGACCUCCCCAACGCAACAAAACCUGUCUGAACAGAAGCAGUUUUUUGUUGGGUCUGGUUCGGACCGUAAAACACAGGAUCCCAGUGCAAAGCAGGGAAUGCGAGAUUGGAGGAUCAGCUCAUACCUCAGUGCAUAUGAUGAUGGCGGAGAAGAAGACAUUUCACAGCCUUUUGGAAAUGACCCCUUUGAAGAGCCCCUUAAUCCUUCACAAGGAAUAAUAUUUGCUCCACUGGUAUCAGAUCCCAAGUUUAAUGCCAAAGAGUUACCCAAGAUUGCAGGGCUCAGGUUAAAGACCACACGCCCAGAACAUUCAAGAACACCAGAUAUUAUUGUUAGCAUGGCAACAGAUGAAGGCGACAAAUCAGAGGACAUGGAUGUAAAAGAGCCCAAAAGAGAAGAGUCAUUCCGUAGGAGGUUCAACCCUGCUAUCCAAAGGACCUCAAGGCUAAGAUCCUCACUAAUCUUCAGCUCACAACUAGAACAGCAUAUCUCUCACGAACUGAACCUUACCUCAGGCCAACAUUGCGAGGAAACUGCCAACGAGGAAGAUGACCAAUCUAGAUUAUCCUUGACCGCUCAGAUUUUGGGAAAACGAAGAUCCAUAACAAGAGAACCUUUUGAAUGGAGAUGUAAUAAGCCAGCAACAGUUGAUAAUUCAACCUUAGAGUCUUUGAAAUCUGAGGACAUCACUACUGAUGCCGGUGAUAAGGAAUUGCAAAAUAAUCCUCCUGUGGGCACCGACAUGGCUUCUUCAAAGGAACAACCUAAACCUGACCAUGAAGAAGAAAGCAAAAUGGUACAAUGUGCACAUCCAUCCAAAUCUGCUCAAAUUGAGCAACCCAAAACCAUACAAACAGCACACCUGCCAUCUUCAUUGAGCAAUACAUUAUAUAUAGAUAUGAAUGAUCCAGACAGUAGGUUCAAGUUUUUUAAAGAGUUGGCUGCCCAACGAAAAGCUGCAAAGGCUUCAGAGUCUGAGAGCAGCGCUGAAAAAGCUCCUCUAAAUCCAGUGACUCCAUUUGACUUGACAACAAAGGACGAAGUCACAAGUGUAGAACCUACUCUUCCAGUGGCUCCACUAAAUCCAGCAGAUACUUCCACCAAAAAGCCAUCUACAUCAACAGAGGGACCUCUUAAACCAGAAGAUGCAUCAAACAAAAAGACAGCAACAUCAACAGAGGCCCUACUUAAUCCAGCAGAUACUUCCACCAAAAAGCCAUCUACAUCAACAGAGGGACCUCUUAAACCAGAAGAUGCAUCAAACAAAAAGACAGCAACAUCAACAGAGACCCCACCUAAUCCAGCAGAUACUUCCACCAAAAAGACAGCUACAUCAACACAGGCCUCUUCGGAAACACUGGAAACCUCACCAGUCUCACAGGAGAAUAAAACAUCCAUGGCAACACAUGGCUCAUUACAUCUUGAUGUCAAAGACAAGGCUUCUAAAAAUAAAGAACAUGAAGAACUUAAUCUUCCCAAAAGUGACUCCAAAACAUUCCUCAGGUGUAGAUUAUCUUGUGACGAUGGGCUACUUAGAGUCGCUACGGAUGCUGAGAAGAUUGAGCUGAAGAACAGUCAGAACCAAAGUGUGUCUGAAGUUAACCCUAGAGAUACAAGUGCAUUUCUUGAGCACACCUCAAAAGAGCGUGGCUUUAACAUCGCCCCAAAGGAGUUUAGUUUAUAUAAACAAUCACCAAAGGAACCAAAUUCUUCAAAUCCUGCUUCAAAGGAGCUGAGCCCAUCUCUUCAACUCACCCUAACAGAAGUUAGCUCGUCGUUAUCUCCGACAUCAACGAGUUUCAGUUUAACUCAUCUCACUUCAUUUAAACAUGCAGCAAAAGAUUUGAGCUCAGCCCUUACCCCCACCCUUAAUGAGUCCAGUUCAUCUAACCCCCCGUCAAAGCAGCAAUUACUAUCCUCUAAACCAGUCACAGUAGAGUCCAACAAACCUCUGAGCCCCACCCAAUCCGCAUCAAGUGUCUCUUCUCAUCCCAUUCCAUCAAAAUCCAGCACCUUCGCUCAUACCAUCCCAUUGCAAUCAAGUCCCCCCAUUAUUCCUGGUCCAGUUGAGCCAGUUGUGUCUCCCAAGCCUGACAAAACUGAUUCCAAGGAAUAUCUUAGCCCUACCCCAAUGCAAUCUUGCUCAUCCUCAAUCCCUGCCCCUGCAACAGAACUUAGCCUUCUGCCAAGCUCUACCCAAACAAAAUCCAGUUCCUUACCUACAUCCACCUUAGUUGGGUCCACUUCAUCAACACCAAUAGACUCUAACAUCUCUCCCAAUCCCUCCACAAAGGAGUCAUUGUUUACAAUUGCCACAACUGAGUUGAAGUCACCCUCUCCAAAGACCAACCCAAUAAAAUCCUACUCCUCUCCUAGUCCUGGCCAAGAUGAGUUUGUUUUAUCCCCCAAACCCUCCAAAACAGCAUCCAACUCCUCUCCAAAGCCCACCACAGCAGAGUUUAAUGACUCUCCCAACUCCUCACUUCCAUCGCCAAAGCAUGUCACGGAACAAACCAACAAAUCUCCCAUCCUAACACCAACACAAUCUAGUUCUUCUUCCAAUCAAACAACAAGAGAACCCAACCCUUAUCCUAACAACACCCCAACGGAACCAGGUGCAUCUCCUGACCCCACCCCAACAGAUUCAAGUGCAUCUUCUAACCCUAGCCAAACAAAAUCACAUUUCUCCCCUAUGUCUGCGUCAGGUGGAUCAGUUUUGUGCCCCAUGUCUGGCCAAACAAAAUCUAUCACUUCUCCAAACCUCACCCCAACCGAAUAUUGUUCCUCUCCUAAUCAUACCCCAACUGAGUCUACCUCACCAUUCAACCCUGUCCUCGUAGAAUCCAACCCAUCAAGUAACUCAAACCCAACUCAUUCCACUGCCUCUCAUGACACGGUCCCAGCUCCAUCCGUCAUUGUGGAUAACAGUAAGAAGGGCAAACUAAGUAACCUUAUCAAGGAGCAAAAAGCUGGAAGUUCUCCUGCCGCUAAAGGUGACAAGAAAGCAGUUGAUACUGAGACAAUGAGCAAAACUGCUCCUGGAGAAUCUGCCUCCCAUGGACCUCAGAGUCCUAAUGAAACCAAAGAGAAUGAUAGCACUAUGAAAACAGAGAGCCCUACAGAUCAAACUAAUCCCAUAUCACCCCCAGUGAAGCAAGCUAAAGUAAGCCAGUCCCACUACCAUUCAUCUACUGCCAAUGUACUCUCAAGCAGCAACCUAAGAGAUGACACAAAGCUCCUUUUAGGGCAGAUUUCUGCUAACAGCCAGAGCCGGACAGAACUCACUACAGAAUCUGCUGUCACUGAUGAUGCCAAACAGGAUGAGGCUGACCGGGGUGUUAGUAGUAAGGAGGAAGCAUCAGCCCAAGGACAGAGCAGAGGCCCGACUAGAACUUCUCAGGAGCGGGAGAAGCUACUUCAGAGAAUCGAGAGCAUGCGGAAGGAGAGGAAAGUAUACAGUCGCUUUGAGGUAAAGUACCAUACUGUAUCAAUAGGCCAGUAGCAAUUUACAAAAUACAAUUUUAACGUACCUAUUGUACCCAAGGUACCCACUGUAUUGUGUUUUCACUCACACCUGCUUUCCUUCAUGUGAGCUCAUGUUUUCUGUUUAUUAUUCUGUAUU